Rhizophagus irregularis DAOM 181602=DAOM 197198 is the source of this 1554-nucleotide messenger RNA. The record is from RefSeq and is a predicted model, not a curated record. NCBI's taxonomy places the organism in Eukaryota, Fungi, Glomeromycota, Glomeromycetes, Glomerales, Glomeraceae.
AUAUGCUGAAGGACAAAAGAAAACAGCAAACUCCGGAAAAGAAACAAUUUUUAAAAACCUAUCUUUCUAAAACGGUCUUUUUUUAUUGUCAAUCGCUGAAUACUUUUUUUCUAAAUAAUUUCAUACCUAUUUUCACGUUCUGAUCUGAAAUGCUUAAACGUUUAAGGAGACGUGAAGUUCCUGUUGAUGUUCAUAGUGAAGACGAAGAGGAGUUUGAUGCUACUCGCGGAGUACUUGAAUUUAGCGAUAUCUCUGAUUCAGAAGCGAGUGAAGACUCUGAUGUAGAAAGUGAAGCGACUCACAGUGAAGGUGAAGGUGAAGAAGAAAUACAGGAAGAAACUAGUGUUGUCAAAGAGGAGGCAACUAUUACGAGAGAAGAGUUAAGUCUUACAAAAGAAAAAGAGUCAAACUCUACUCAUAAAGACACUAGCUCUUUAGUCGAGGAUACAAGUACAGCUUCGAUUGAAGACAUUUCAAAAGGAGUUGAACAGCCAAAAUCUACCGAGCACAAAUUGAAGGCUGAAGAUCAAUUAGAAAUCAAACAGGAAGAAAAUAAUUCCACUAUUGCUAUUAAAGAUUCUGGCGAAGAUGGUAUUAGUUCAACAGACGGAGAUGAAUUACAAAGUCAUUCGGGAAACGAGAUUGAGGUACGAGAUGAAAAGCGGGAUGAUUCUAAGAAUUCUGUCAACGUUCCCGAAAUGUCAGGUUGGCAAAAAAAAGUAUUAGCAAGACAAGAAUAUCGUAAAAAGUUAGCAGAAGAUCCCGCAUUUGUGCCUCAUCUCGGUGAAUUCUGGGGACAUGAUGAUAGGUUCAUUAAGGAUGAGCUUAGAGAUGACUUUGAUUCACAUUAUCGUAAAUCACCAUUCGCUUCUAGGUAUUUAAAUAUGUUAUUUGCCAAUCUAAAAGAAAUUGUUAGAGUCACAAUAGUUUACCUUAUUACAUUAUUUAUCAUUAUUCAAUUUUUACUGAAAAGGCUCCUCGACGUCGAUCGCAUUUUCAUAAUAAUAUUACAACUCCAAAGUUUAAUCAUUCGCGUCCUUCAAAUUCAAUUAUAAAGAGAAGGAAUUCAUUUGAAGAACAAUCUAGAUCAAGAGGGAUGUUCUUAUCAAAGUAUGAUACUAAUCAUAGGAGAGGAAAUGGUAGUUCUAGUAAUUUUAAACAUCAUAAAUCAAGUGUACGUGGAAGUAGAUCAGAAAAUUCAUAUAAUGGAAACGAUGGAAACGUUAGUUCAACAUCCCGAUUCAAUGAUAAUAAAUCUUACACAGGAAAAGAUAAUUCGUUUCCGCCGAAAGGCGGGAAUGGGUUUCGCGGAAGAGGUUAUAGUAGCAGACACUAUAUGCGUUCAGGUUUAAACCGAGAUCAUUCAUUUAAUUCUAACCAAGCUGACGUUAGUGAGGUGGAUGGAAAACAUAAUUUAAGUCAGGACAAAAAUUCUAAAGAACAACGUUCGAAUAAUGAUAGUGUGGACAAUAAAGACUCUCAUAUUAUACAUAAUAAUGGACAACAAGAAAGUCGUGAAAAUAAAAUUGAAGAGAAUAUAAAUAUAGUUGCAGA